Molecule: messenger RNA, 1185 nt
Organism: Cokeromyces recurvatus
Lineage: Eukaryota; Fungi; Mucoromycota; Mucoromycetes; Mucorales; Mucoraceae
Product: Ribokinase-like protein
Exons: 7
Coding region: 1-1185 (394 amino acids)
Source: RefSeq, a predicted model, not a curated record
AUGAUCAUUUCAACAAGAAGCUUAUUUUUGCUUGCAAUUUUAUCUUUUGUUUUUAUUCAAACUACUUUUGCAAGUGUCUUUUCUCAACUUCAAUUUAUUAAAAUCUCAUCACCAAAGAGUGGACAAGAUAUUACUGCUGGUGAAAAAGUUGUGAUUAAAUAUGUCAUGCAACCCCUUAUUAAAGAUAAUGUCGCUGCUGGUAAAGCUUUAAAGUUGAGUAUUAAUUUUCAUAAAAGAUCUGGAAAUAAAAAGCAAGAAAAAAUUAGAACCGUUUUUAGUUCAUGUCCCAUUGCUGCUAAAGAAGAUAAAUAUGUUACUUAUUCAAAGAAAUGGACUGUCCCUAAGAACACCACACCAGGGUCUUAUGCUUUUGAUUUCCAAGAAUUAGUGCAACUUCGUCGUGGUCAAAUGGUUGCUAUUGAAACUGUCAAAUUCUUUACUGUUCCUCAUAUAUGUAUUUCUGGAGAAACAUUAUCUUCAACAGAAUAUUUUGUUCGCGCUGGUGGAAAAGGAGCAAAUCAAUCAAUUGCUUUUGCAAAAGCUGGAGGACGCGUUUAUCAUGCUGGUAAUUUUGGACAUGAUGCCGCAUGGAGAAAUGGGCGCGCAUUUAUUCAAGUAAGUAAAGAGACAGGGGAUAACUGUAUUGUACUUUAUCCGGGAACAAAUGGUACAAAUACACCCGAAGAAGCUGCAGAAGUUUUAAAUUCCUUUGGUCCCGGUGACUGGCUUGUUCAACAAAAUGAAAUUAGUCAUGGUGGUGACAUCAUGAAGCUAGCUGCUGAGAAGGGUCUAAAUAUUCUCUUUAAUCCUGCACCUCUUACAAAGGGUAUUUUAAAGGAUUUCCCAUUUGAUAAAGUGACCAUUCUUGUUGUAAAUGAACAUGAAGCAAAGGCUUUAUAUGAAGAGCUUGGUGGAAAGAAAGAUAUAAAAGGACUAGAAUUAGCAGCAGAAAUGUUGACUAUUUUUGAUUCAAUGAAAGGCAUUAUCAUUACUUUAGGUGGCGAAGGUGUUGUUGCGAAAUUUAAAGAGGAGAGUAAAGUUCAUGAUUUUAAAAUUCCCAGUAGAAAAGUAAAUGUUAAGGAUACUACUGCUGCUGGAGAUACUUUUGUUGUAAGUAAAAAAAAAAAAAAAAAAAAAAAAAAAAAAAAAAAAAAAAAAACGGCGGAAAAUAGAAAAUAUUUAUAA